UUGUGUGCGUGCACACGCCACACGCGUGCGUGGAUGCGCGUGCGCGCAGGCGGAGGAUCCGAGCCGUGUACAGUGCAGCAGGCAGGCAGGCACAAGCCGCUGGGCGCGCAGGAGAAGCCGCAAACGCAUUAGAGCAGCCGCUAUACCUGAGACCGCGCGCGGAGAGCACAGGGCAGCCCGGGAACUUGAGUGUGCACGAGGCCAGAGAUCCAAAAUGGGAGGCAAGCUCAGCAAAAAGAAGAAGGGAUACAACGUAAAUGAUGACAAGGCAAAAGACAAGGACGCCAAAGCAGAGGGGGCCUCCGCCGAGGAGAGCGAAGCACCGAAGGACAACAAAGACGAGGCCCCGGCCGCCACCGACACUAAGGAGGUAGCAAACGACACGGCGGCCAAGGAGGCGCCGGCAGCGGACGCCGCAGCGCCCAAAGAGGAGGAAAAGAACGCCACUCCCGCCGCGAAGGAGCCCGAGAAGCCUGCCGCCAACGCUGAGCCCAAAACAGAGGCGCCCAAGAGCGCAGAGCCCGCCAAGGCUGAGGAGAAACCAGCAGCCGCCCCCGCCGCGGCCCCGGCUAAAGAAUCGGCCCCGGCCGCCAAGGAACCCGAAGCUAAAGCCGCGGCACCAGCCCCGGCGGCUGAGAGCAAAGAUGAGGCCGACGCCAAAAAGACUGAGGCCCCCGCGGCACCAGCAGCCAAAGCCGAGGCCGCCCCCGUUGCAUCCCCUGACCCCAAGCCCACAGAGGCGGCGACGGCGGCGGCGGCCCCCGCACCAGCAAAGGAGGCCCCCGCGGCCCCUAGUUCAACACCAGCCGCCGAGCCUCCCGCCAAGGAGGCGAACGCCACAGAGGCGCCAAGCAAGGAUCAAACCGUAGCAGUUCAAGAUUAAUGGACAGCUUCUUUUCGGAAAUGAAUACAAUAAAAAAAAAAAAUUACCUAACUCAACAACGAUGAAGAUUAAGAAGAAAAAGAAAAAAUGAAAUUACCAACUAGCCCACCCAUAUUAUGAUAAUAACAAUAAUGAUAAUAAUUGUAAUGAUAAUGAUUUGAUUGAUUGAGGAGGACUGGAGCAACCACCUGGGGAAGUUUCCCACCGCUGCAGAUGAUUAUUGCCAUUAUUAUUGUUAUGUUUUACUCUAUUUUUUCUGCUGUAGUAUUUGAACUUUGAUACGAGUCUGUGUCGGCCGUGAGCCUCGCCAUUCCACAUCCGUCAUCCCUCUCCUCCUUCAUAUGUCAAGGCGUUGAACACGACUCCCAUCUCAGCCCCGUAGGCCUGCGUCCAAACAUUCACCUGCACCCUCGGCUCUGUGGACGGCAGAAUAUCAACAUUUUGGGGAAAAUAGGACAUAGGGAAGGGGGAGGGGGUUGAGAAAUCACUACACCAGCUGGACUUCCCAUUGAAUUGGUCCACCUCUCACCCCCCCCCCCCCCCCCCCCCCUUCCACUCAUCCACCUCUUCACAGUAUCAUGCUCUCCGCCUUGUACCUACAAUUCUUCUCGUGAAAUAGUUGUUUUGGCCUUUUAAAAAAAAAAAAAACUAGUUACCUUUUUCAUUAUUGUUGGGUUGUGUUACUACCCCUUUUCCUCUUGGGGUUACACGCCCCAUUCUCUGUACGUCUAAAAAUUGAUACAUUUUUAGUGAGAGCGACCACGCUCAGGCUUUCUAAGACAUUUCGGAGGUUGAAUACAGCUGGCUUUUGCAAAGCAAAACACAUUCUUAGACGUAUGAAACAGUCGUAGGAAUUUUUCAGAUAAACUACUAGAUUUUGUACUGAAACCCUUAGGUAUAUUGUAAGUGAACUAAGUGGUUUUUUUAACAUUUGUAAUACGCGUAUGAAGCCCGCAAAAGCCUCGCUGAAAAGAUCUCCUCAGUGUUCUUAGAAAGUCUGGUAGAAAUCUACAAUCCUCCAACAAAAAUCUGAUGACAAAUUUGAACAGAAUUUGUUUUAAAAAGACAUAUCUUCUGCCGUCCUGGGUGAGAUGGGCUAGAGUGAGUUAGGUUAUGCUCAAGAAUACCAAGUUGGUGUCGGUUACUGCAUCAUCGGGAGACGUCAGGCGUUAGUUUCUGGACUGUAUCGCUGGAAAAUGACUCAAAUCCUUCACUUGUUACAGUAAAUGUUCAGCAAAAGUAGACAUACUAAGAUACACUGUAAGUAAAAGUUCUGCUUUCUUCAUUCUGCUUAAGUCAAGGAUUUGCAGCAAAAUAUACUUAAGGACCGAAAGUAUAUUGUAAAAGUGUUCUGAUGUAGUGGACAGUGAUGGAGAGUGUUAGCAUGUGCUUACCACAUGUUGCAUUUGUAAAGAAAGUCACAAAAUGAGAGGAAACCCUGGAGAUUUUGGAAUUUUGCAGGUUUGCGAUAUUGUACGAAAAGGCAUACACACAAAUUCGUAUGAAAUCCUACAACCGCCGGCCGGUCACUUGACACUGGCUACAGAGCUCCGCGAUAUGUUGUCGUAUCAGCGGCAGUCGCUAGUUGAGUUUAGCCGACAAAAGGUGACUGUGAGCCGGGCACAGAGCACCGUGAGCUGCCCGGCAUUUCGGUGGACAUUCCAGUUAAGUUUAGCAGACAGAAAGUGAGCGUCAAGCUGCGGCGACAGUUAAGUUUCGGCACCAAAACAACUAGUUCAGCUUAGGAAAUAGACGGUGGUUUGGAUAAAAACACUCUCGAGAAACAAACACAAGAUUCCUGGGAGAAAGUCUUUUUGUUUUUUCCGCUUCCCAACUUAAAAGCCCUGUAGCAGUCCUUUUAGAAGCAGUCUGUCCAAUGGAGCAAACCUCACCAGUUUGGUAUUGAAGCAGCUACAAACACCCAGAUCAGUAAAACCUGUGUAGCUCCGUGACUCCCAGCAGUCUUACCCUGUCCCGGGGGGGGGUCAUCAGCAACCUACUACAACCUACUAUGGUUCAUGUUCCUGUGGCAGCCGUACACCAUGCUAUCAUUACGGGAUGGAAAAGCCUUGCACAUGAAAAGGGAGCUUCUGAUUUUAUCAUCUUUUCACCCUUCAUGCAUUUUCCUUUGAGUUUUUUUAGAAAUAUACAUUGCGUAUGUGUACAUACAUGCAGCGGUGGAAGAAACUUUACUCAAGUAAUAGCAAUAUGACUCCAUGGCAGUUCAGUUCUGUGUUGUUGAAUACAGUAUGCUUCAGUAAAAAAAAGAAUCUGACAGGGAAGAAGAAAGAUGAAUAUUGUCACGCUUUAGGAGGAGGAGAAAGGAGCUUUUUGUAUGAGCUGUAAAGGGAAACAAAGGAAAGAUGUAUUGUCAGAUUGAACAAUAGGAGAAAUGGAAACAUGGAACGAGGCACUGGAGAAAAAAAAAAUUAAAGAAACCAGAAAUGAAAGAUUUAAGGGCAAGAAAUGUGAUAUUUCAUAAUCUUAUCUCAUGAUUAAUGGUAACGUGUUGAACUUAAAUGUUGCGAUUGUAAAGUUGGUUUGGUUAUGUUUAGGUACAAUAAGUACUUGGUGAAGUUUAGGAAAAGACUGAGGUUUGGGUUAACGUUUCUCUACUUCUGGUUACAUAUGUGAAGGAGGUUUUAAAAAACAAAAACAGGAGAAAGUCCCUGUAAAUUAUUGGAUUAAAUACUUGAGCGUUUCACGAUAUAAAAACAGUUGAGUAAGGAACCAGCUCCCUGAAAUUGUAUUCAUCUCGAGUGCUUGGUUAAGUUUAGGAAAAGACUGAGGUUUGGGUUAACGUUUCUUGACUUCCGGUUACAUAUGUGACGGAGGUUUCAAAAAACAAAACAUAGGAGAAAGUCCCUCGAAACUAUUGGACUAAAUACUCGAGCGUUUCACGACAUAACAACAGUCGGGAAAGGAACCAGCUCCCUGAAAUUGUAUUCAACUCGAGUGCUUGAGUAAAUGUCCGUCCCUAGUUUCCACCUUUGCAUAUAUGUAGGUAAACAUGUAUAGACUUAAUCACCUCAGCCAUCCAUUUGACAAGCUUUUCAGUUUCAUCCAACUGACACGCAGCGUUUUCCUCCCAGCACUUGUCAAACUGUAGCAGAAACGAACACUCGAGGAGCGCUGUGUGCCACUUGGUUCAGUUUCUCUUCCUCUCUUGACUCAGUAAAUUGCAUGUCUGUGGUUGGGUGAACCUGUAGUCCUGUCUUUUUGGUCAAGUGGAAAAAAAA
Messenger RNA from Etheostoma spectabile (orangethroat darter), 4122 nucleotides. It is a transcript of the gene basp1, whose product is annotated as brain abundant, membrane attached signal protein 1. The record is from RefSeq and is a predicted model, not a curated record. The coding region runs from base 215 to 883 and encodes 222 amino acids. NCBI's taxonomy places the organism in Eukaryota, Metazoa, Chordata, Actinopteri, Perciformes, Percidae. The transcript is spliced from 2 exons.